Molecule: messenger RNA, 898 nt
Organism: Condylura cristata (star-nosed mole)
Lineage: Eukaryota; Metazoa; Chordata; Mammalia; Eulipotyphla; Talpidae
Gene: MAP3K7CL
Product: MAP3K7 C-terminal like
Exons: 5
Coding region: 107-898 (263 amino acids)
Cellular component (GO): nucleus; cytosol
Source: RefSeq, a predicted model, not a curated record
CACGCCGAAGACAUUCUUGUCCUGUGAAGCAAGUCGGUUUGUAUUUUAGGUUUGCCAGGACUAAUGAAUUAAAACAUUUGGACUCUGCACAACUUGCUGUUUAUCAAUGCCUCUGUCAGGAGGAGGGUUUUCUUUUGCUCUUGCUUUUUCUAGAAGCAUGACAACAUCCUGGCUGUUGGAGAGGCACAGCAAGGCGAGAGGGGUUGUAGAGGGAAGCGGAACAGGGAGGCCCCGUGGGACGCUGGGGUCUGGAGGAGAGCAGGUAGCAGAGAGCUGUCCGGACAGCUGUCAUUGCUCCUCAGGGUGUCUGGGCUGCUAUGCAGCAGGUGCAGACGGCACUCUUACUGAGUCUUUACUCCACAAAGGCAGCGACCGGCCAAGGCAGUGGCUGGCCCUGGAUCACACAAGUGCAGACACUCCACUAAGUGAGCUGGAAGACCCAGGGGAAGGCCGAGGCUCAGGUGCCCACAUGAUCAGCACAGCCAGGGUAGCUGCGGAUAAGCCAGUACGCAUCGCCUUCAGCCUUGACAAUGCCUCAGAUGACGCACCUCCUGAAGACUCCAGUCCUCUGGUCUUCCCAGAUUUAGACCAGCAGCUGCAGCCUCUGCCACCUUGCCAUGACUCCAUGGAAUCCAUGCAGGUGUUCAAACAGCACUGCCAAAUAGCAGAAGAAUAUCAUGAGGUUAAAAAGGAAAUUGCCCUGCUUGAAGAAAGGAAAAAGGAGCUCAUUGCCAAGCUGGAUCAGGCGGAAAGAGAGAAGACAGACGCUGCUCAGCUGGCUCGGGAGUUCGAGGCCCUGACCGAGGAGAAUCGGACCUUGAAGUUGGCUCAGUCCCAGUGCGUGGAACAACUAGAGAAGCUGCGAAUACAGUAUCAGAAGAGACAGGGCUCGUCCUAA